AUGGUGGAGAAGGCAUGGGUACAUUUUAGCAGAGCGGAUCCUGCUUAUGAAAGUGGGGCUCGACAUUUUGUACGAUCUGUGGCUGCUGCAUUAGGAGACUGCAGUGAUCUGAUGAUAUGUCCGUGUAUUGAUUGUCGAAAUAUAGUUCAUCAAUCAGGUAGAGUUGUAGUAGAGCAUCUUGUCACAAGGGGAAUGGAUGAGGCUUAUAAGAUUUCUAGGUAUUGGUAUCAUCAUGGGGAAGUGAUUUCAGAGUCUGAAAGUGAAACCAACUUCAAUCAUCAAUGGAAUGAUGAGAUUUUUGGAUUGUAUAGAGCUGUUGAGUAUUUCGAAGAAGAGUAUGAUAUUAAGGAUUACUUAUGUGAGGAUGACAAUGGUGAAGAUAAGAGGGAAGAUGACUUCUAUGCGAAGCUAGCAGAUGCUGCAACUCCUUUAUACCCAAACUGUGUAACCGAUAGCAAGCUGUCAGCCAUUGUCAAACUGUUUAGAUUGAAUACCCAAAAUGGCUGGUCCGACAAGAGCUUUAAUGAUCUGCUAGAGACAUUAAAGGAGAUGUUGCCCAAGGAUAAUGUGCUUCACACCUCAUUAAAGAAGUACAAGACCUUAGAUAGUUGUCCCAAAUGCAAGGCUUCAAGGUGGAAGACUAAUACCCAAACUGGUGAGGUAAAGAUAGGUGUUCCAGAAAAAGUACUACGGUAUUCUCCGAUAAUUCCCCGGUUGAAAAGGAUGUUCAGGUCUGAGGAGAUGGCUAAAGAAUUAAGAUGGCAUUUCACUAACAAGAGCAGUGAUGGAAAACUGCGUCACCCGGUAGAUUCUGCGACUUGGGAUCAAAUGAACCACAAAUACCCAUCCUUUGCAGCAGAAGAGAGGAAUCUGAGGCUUGGACUUUCCACUGAUGGAUUCAAUCUGUUUGACAUGAAGAAUAAUACUUAUAGUUGCUGGCCUGUGCUGUUGGUAAAUUAUAAUUUUCCUCCUAACCUAUGCAUGAAGGAGGAUAAUAUCUUACUCACAUUGCUUAUCCCUGGUCCACAUCAGCCUGGUAAUAGUAUUGAUGUUUAUUUAGAGCCCCUCAUAGAGGAUCUAAACCAUCUGUGGAACAAUGGAGAGUUAGCAUAUGACGCUUACAGUAAAACUAGUUUUACUCUUAAGGCGAUGCUUCUCUGGACUAUUAGUGACUUUCCUGCCUUUGGAAAUCUAGCAGGCUGCAAAGUAAAGGGCAAAAUGGGCUGUCCUUUAUGUGGGAAAAACACUGAUAGUAUGUGGUUAAAGUUUAGCAGAAAACAUGUGUAUAUGUGCCAUAGAAAGGGUUUGCCACCAACUCACAGUUACCGGGGAAAAAAGGCUUGGUUUGAUGGAAAGGUUGAAUAUGGGAAAAAUGGAAGAAUAUUAAGUGGUCAUGAGAUUUAUAAAACCCUUAAGAAUUUCAAAAUGGAUUUUGGAAAUCUGAAGGAAUCUGCAAAGAAAAAGGAAGGAGAUUACUCGCUUAUAAUCUGA
This is a messenger RNA of Eutrema salsugineum, 1491 nucleotides long. RefSeq lists its product as uncharacterized. The transcript is spliced from 3 exons. The coding region runs from base 1 to 1491 and encodes 496 amino acids. The record is from RefSeq and is a predicted model, not a curated record. Lineage: Eukaryota; Viridiplantae; Streptophyta; Magnoliopsida; Brassicales; Brassicaceae.